CAGUCCAUCGUUUGGUUCUCGACACAAUCAGCCCCGAAGCACAUUCUCGACUGCUAAAAUCGUCUCACUGAUCAACCUUAACUUUGGUAUCGGAAUCAUCAGGAAUAAUACUGUUUUAUCUUCCUCCAGCGCGUAUUUCUCAUGACGCGACGAUGGAUCGAGUGAUGAGCUCAUCAGAUUCCAGUUGACCUCAAAACCAUUCUCUCUGCAUCAUGACCCUCGUCUAUUCUUCUUAUCUGUGGACUCUCCAUACGUCCCGGUGAGGUAUGAAAUGCCCACCGGUCGGGGUCCACAAUUCCCGGUGUCCACGCCGGUAACACGGCCGGCGAUGUAUGCAUCAUAGGCACGAAAAGGAAUGCAGAUGAGCUCAAGCCAAAUGAAACAGGCAAUGCAUUUUACUUGGAUCCUCUCUAACAAAAGAAUUGUCUCCUAUCUCCCAUAGGACCUUCACCUUAUAGAGCCAAUACAGAUCAUAUCAUGUCUAUAGCCACCGUUAACAGUCCAUCAAUACAACCAUCCUCAAACCUUCAACCGACGACCAGAGAAUUCCAAUCCAAUACCCAAACCCUUCAUCCACACAUCACAUGCUUCUAUUCCCGCCUCAAUCCCAAAACGCCCCUCACCCAUCAAUGACAUCCAAUAAUCGUCAAUGGCUACACUUCUCCAGAUAUUCUGACGCGGGGAAGCUCCUGAUACUGUAGUUCACCACGUCAUCCCUCCAUCAUCCAAAGCUCUUAGAUCAUUGACCGAAGCCCUAUUAAAUAGCUAAACUCCCUCAAUUAACAGACUCCAAUAGACUACUUCAUAAUAAUCGCUGUAUCUGAAUAAGUCAAAAUGUCCAUGAGAUUGAUCCUUCGUCCUGUGGUGCGAAUCCCACUCCUCCGCCCCCAGAUCCGUCUUGCUACUACGAACCCUCACGCCCAUCCAGAUGGUAACCUCGGCGGUCCCGGAGGUCAGCAGCCCCCACCUGCACGCCCCGGCGGUCCGGAGGCCAUCACAAGGAACUGGAUGCCCAUAGCUGCAGCAGCAGGUGUCAUCGCAGGCGGCGUCUACAUCAUGCUCCCCACGCGAGGAAAAUCCCCGGAGAGAACUCUCGAGAGCGACAUGGUAGCCGCCAACUCGACGGCGAUUGGGUACAUCGGUCAACCAUCGGGAAAACCAGGUAUUGCUUCCCAUUACAAGGAGCUUCGAGACGGCAAGGAAGUCGAGUCGAUGAAGGAGUUGAGUGGGAGAAAAGGCGGUGGUUCAAUGGGGCCUUUCAGAGCGGAAUAGAUAACGAAAAAGUGUAUUCAUAACGGAGGCGACUUGCCCAGAGUAUCAAAUUGUCUAUCAUGCUCGAUGGAGCUGUAGCUGUACAUUAAUAAUAACACAUCGCUUACUUCUG
This is a messenger RNA of Fusarium verticillioides 7600, 1384 nucleotides long. RefSeq lists its product as hypothetical. NCBI's taxonomy places the organism in Eukaryota, Fungi, Ascomycota, Sordariomycetes, Hypocreales, Nectriaceae. The transcript has 2 exons. The coding region runs from base 835 to 1272 and encodes 145 amino acids. The record is from RefSeq and is a predicted model, not a curated record.